UGCUCGUCUUAUCAUUUGUAAGGUUUCUGUAAUGUUACUUAACAGACUAUGAUUACAACACUCUGCACCAUAUCAUGUUCUCCGACCCUCCCAAACCUCCCCAACGCUGGACACAGUUGUCUUCCCCCAAUGUAACUUAAGAUGGUGGUCGCUGCAUGUCAAAUAUUUUUAGCUGUGCGAAUUGUAUUGUGUUGAAAGGUCAAGGUUACAUGCCAGUUGAGGAUUCACAAACUAUUUUGUAAAACAUCUUUGUGUAAAAAGUCACAAAGUGUGGGUUCAAAGUCAUUUCAAUGAUAUAUUUCCCAGUUAUACAAGAUAAGAAGUUUAAGAAGGCGGGGCUUAAUUUAAUUUCCAGGAAUUGAUUGGAUCAUAAAAAGUAGGCGUUUCUUACCAAAACACCAGCGGUUCAAAUCAGCACUUGGUUGUAGGGGAGGGAUCAGAGACGUCAGUGUAAAGGAAAGCCGUUUCGAUUUCAUGUAAUCUAGUAGAUGAUGCUGAUGCUUUGACACUUUCAUCAGCUGUCCAGUGUUUUGUCUUUGGCUGAAGUUGUCCGUCCUUUCAAUUCUGUGCAAAAAUGAAUGUAUAUGUAUGAAUGGUUUAAUGUUCUCUGCAAGAUGUUUUUAAGUUUUACUUUAUUUUAUUUUGUUUAUUCGUGAUCAAGCAAAUUUGCAUCUGCAGUCUCUGGGCAAGAUGUUGUUACAUAAAAUCAAGUACUUCAAUAUUUAUAUAAAAAUGAAUCAUAAAAAUCACAAAAUCACAGGCAGUAAAACUGCAAUCUCUCAGUUAGUCUCUCUGUGUAGUCUCUCAGUUCUCUCUUUCCCUGAUGCAAAAGUGUCCUUCAACGUGGGCCGUUGCAUAACCCUUCACAGGGCCCCUUUUCUAUUUUUGUUCCUGGAUACGCGUCUCACUGAGGAGGUAUUUUCUGUGGCGAGUCGCUAGCAUCUGUAGGUCUUCUAAUGUACUCUCAUUGAGCAGGACAUGGAGGACCGCUGGGAUUUAUUUUGGUCAAACAGGGCUUUAUUUAAAGGUUAUGGACUGCGAUACAGGAAUCAGGAAUGAUGAGAACAUCUGCCUGUGACUGGAGAUACCGGACAAGGCUGUGUUUGGACACCAGGUUCGUAGAAUGACAGCAGUAUGUUGUUCGUCUUACUGGGAAUCAAAAGCAGCUUGAGAAAGCCUUCAAAUCCAUCACAAUUUCUCGGACAGAGACAAUGAUGACGUUGGCAGUUUGCCUUCAGAAACACCCCGCUCAGGUCAUGCAGAUGAUUUGUAGUCGCCAGUCUUAAGCUUAUAUAGAGAUGGAGACCAUUUUUAAACAACUGGACUGAAGUAUACUUUUGAACAUGUGGAAGAGAUUAUUCCACUGUUUUCUAAAAUUGAUGCUGUUGGACUGACUGUUGUACAAUCACAGGAAAUUAUUUAAUGUGCUGAAGGAUUAACCAUUGACUGUCCAUUGAUAAAGAAAAACAACCUUUCAUGAAAGUAACGUGAUGUUGGUUAUUACAAAACUAAGGCAAUGUAGCAACUGUAGUUAAAAAGAGACAUACUGACUAUGGAGGCUACAAAAUCCUCCAGUAAUGCAGAGCGAUCCAAGCAGACGGUCAGUUUUAAAGAUGACAAAAAACACUUGUCAUUUGAGAUGACACAAAGACUCCAAUCCUCUGGCUCAGAGGACAAAGUAAGAGUGGCAGAUCAACCUCAGACAGCAGCUGAAAGUCCAUCUGCUGGUAUGGAGUCACAGGCCCUCGCUUCAGGAAGUACUCUUACCUCAAAAUCUGGAGAACAGUGUCACGUUCGUCUCAGGAGAAAGACUAUUUCUCUCCCGAACAAACAGUAUCUUCAAUCGGAAUAUGAUCUUCAGCUGUCUGAGGGCCCGCACAGAAAAGAGCAGAAAUCUGGGAAGACUGGAAAAUAUGUAUGCCAGUAUUGUGGAAGGGCUUGUGCAAAACCCAGCGUAUUGAAGAAGCACAUCCGUUCUCAUACAGGUGAGCGGCCAUAUCCGUGUAUCCCUUGCGGUUUUUCUUUUAAAACCAAGAGCAACCUAUACAAACACAGAAAAUCUCACGCCCAUGCAGUGAAAGCCGGGUCAGUUCCGUAUUCGGAACAAGACAGCAAGCAUGCAGAUGAAGAGUCGACAGUCGGGGAAGGUGAGAUGCAGUCUGAUGCCGAGCAGAGUACUGAUACCGAUGAAGAGGUCACAGAGGAUUUGUCUUUGGAUACAACAAUCCAUAACAAAGAUACAGAUAUUUUCAUUACAGAAAAGAGUAAAAAAGCAGCAAAAAAAGAUGAUGUGAUGCUCUCCACCCCAAGUUUACUCAAAAAGGAAACUGCAUCAUCGGGAAAAGUGUCUUUGUGGCAGUUUCGAGAAAUGAAGGCACCGCCAGCGAUUGCUCAGGUGGACCAAAUGGUGGAGUUCUCCACCAUCAAGCAAAGACUGGCACUCAGGCUGUCAGAGAAGAAAAGUCAAGACUCUGACCAGUCUCUUUCCCUGCCCAGUUCUUACAGUAAGGGUAGCACCGAUUCCGGCUACUUCUCGCGUUCCGAGAGUGCCGAACAACAGUUCAACCCGGCAAGUGCGAGUGCCAAGUCCUAUCAAGAGAUCAUGUUUGGAAAAUGUUAUAAACCGACCGCCAGACCAAAGCAAUCAAUCACCGUACAGACCUGUAUGACGGACAUUAAUGAAGCCACGUCAAGUUUCAUGAUAAAACUAAACAAAAGCACGAAGCCGGGUGAUCUAGAAUCCUGUGUACAUCGGAGCAAAAAAGACCUUGUCCGAUCGUUAAAAAUUGAUUCGUUGCAAGAGGAAGAUUACCAAGAUCCUGAUAUGUAUCAAGGUAGCACUGAUCUUUUGGAAUUAGAGAGUGGCAUGUUCUUACGCAGUAACUCUCUUCCAACGUCAUCUAAUUCAAAUCUGAAUGCACCACAAGGACUAAGAAGCAGUAAUUCAUUCGAUGAAAGAAUGACAGGUGCUGAUGUCACUUACCGGGGGGCGGUGGGUAUAAGGAGACUCAUGCGUCAAACUGCGUUUGAGCACUCAGCUAAUGAGGGACAUGGUGAAUCAGACUGUUACACUCACCUGGCUUGUAGCCUGAAAUCUGAGUUAAAAAUUGGCACUGAAAGCUAUCAAGAAACUGAGUCAUGGCCAAUCUCCCAAAGCCAAAUGUCAGAAACAUCCACAAGAAAAAGAAGAAAAGACAAAAGUGUCAUGGAGGAAGAAGAUUCUCAAAGUCAAGGGUCUUCAAACAUAUCUAAGAUAAAGGAAAGUGCUUUAGAUACUGGCUUCUCUGAUACUGAGAGAAGAGCUGGCAGCAAUGUUAUCUCAGUAAUUCAGCAUACGAAUAAAUUAAACUGGUCAAACGCUUCAGAGACGUCAUCAGACAUUAAAUCACAUAGUGCAGACAAAGCUGCCAAAUUCAAUGAAAAGGAGCAUAGGAUAGAGGGUCAUGGAAAUGACACAAAUCGUAGCUCGGAAAGAAUAGACUGGCAAUGGGGUAGCAGUGUAAACCUGAAACCUCACAUGAUGAAGCAGCAGCUAGCCUCUCAGUCCAGUAUCCAAGUGCCAGAGAUUAGAGUAACAGUGGAGCCUGACAGACCAGACAAAAAUCCAGAUGCAGGGGUCAAACAAAGAGAGAAGCACACUGAAGAGUUCCAGUGGCCGCAAAGGAGUGAGACACUGUCACAGUUUCCAGUGGAAAAACUACCACCCAAAAAGAAACGUUUGCGAUUAGCGGAGAUGGAAUGUUCUUCUGGCGAGUCCAGUUUUGAAUCUGCUUGCACAAGUCUCUCCAGAAGUCCCAGUCAGGAUAGCAAUUUAUCUCACAGUUCAAGCUUCUCCCAGUCACUCGACAGAGAGGAGAUCCUUAAUAUCGCAUCUCAAACCAAUUCAGAUGAGUUUAAUAAGCCAUUGGAGUUCUUAUCAGUUCCACCGAUUUCCCAGAGUAAUCACAAAGAAAUGCGACGAUCUGCAUCAGAGCAAGCACCCUAUAACUUUCCUAUAGAGGUUUCGGAGUUUAGAAGCAAGUCAUUCGACUAUGGAAGUCUGUCUCCAUCAUCUUCAUUUAGGCAGGAGGAUGUUAAAGAACGUAGAAGGGGCUUCUUAGUUAGACAGACAUCUUUAAGUGGCGAACCCGAUGCUUGCUCUACAAGCAAACAAUUUUCAGUUGAGGGAUCCAUUGAAGAAAUUAGAUGUUCUUUAACUUCUGGUCCCCCAUUUCAGCAGCAUAAACAAAUCUCAUCUAAUAAGCAUUACACUCACUCCAAUGUUUGUCUUGACAUUGAAAGCAUAACGCGUCUAAUUAAGAAGGAACCUGAAGAUUUCCAGGCAGCUGAUACUUAUAUCAGCUUAAGAAACACACAGGAAGAUUGUUCACAGAGCUUAGGCAAUGUUUUGACCACAAUAGCAGUGCUUUCACAAGCUCAACAAGCAUUAGCCAGUCAAAGGAUGUCUAGUUUACUAGUUCCUGUACGAAUUCAGAUGCAAGUGCCAUCCUAUGGAAGCGUAACAUACACAAGUAUAUCUCAUAUUCUGGAUUCACAAACACAAAAUCCUAUCUUGUGUGUAGAACCCAAGAAAUCCAUCUGUGAGAGUUUCACUGGUAUUAAUAACACAACAAGUGAACCAUCUCAAAUUUCAAGGCAAGCCAGGGGACAACUGCGCAACCCACAGGCAUCACCGGCAAAGCUUAACACAGGCAUCCCUUUGUCGUUAACGUCCAAAACCAUCUCGACCACUGAGGCCCCUAGUGGCAGCGCAAACAAGCGCAUGCUUUCUCCUGCGAGUAGCAUUGAGCUCUUCAUCGAAGCAAAGCAGCAAAAACGAGUUAAAGAUGAAAACAUUUACGGACAGAUUGUCAAAGAGCUAGGUGCUGUGGAGUUAGGAAAUCUUAAAAGUGAAAAGGAAUGUCCCAAGAACAUUUUUGAAUCCGCAAAUAUCCAGGAGCUCACGGAGGAGGUAGAUAUGGAUGAGGUCAACUUAGAUUCAUACCCCAAUGCAAAACUACAGUCACCUGCCAGUAUUCCUCAAGAUGCUGCUAUAAUGGAAUGCAAACCAACAGCAGAUCGCACGAUGGCUACUCGAUAUACUGCCUUAGGUGCUAUGCCCACUGAGAUCACUGGUGCUUUACUAUUCUCCAAAUUUCCAGGGCUUCAUACUACUACUUGUGUAAGCUGGUGCUAUCUUAACUCAACUAAGCCAAAUAGCACCCAAACAGCCACCCAGUUUUCAGAGUAUGCCUCGUGGUUCAUGAGAUGCCAUAACCCCAACCCACCCAGUCUUAACACGGGGAUGGUUCUUGCUCUUCUCCGAUCCAAACAAAGGAGGCAAGAUGUGGUUUAUACGAUCGCUACCAUGUAUCAACCUGGAUUACUUGUUACCUCCACUCCAUGGAGACAAAAACAAGAACAACUAACUCUGGAAUGCAAUGAGGAAGAGAAAAAACAUGACGUAAGACUGAAAGACAUUGGCCAGAGAUGCAAAUCCUUACGAGAGGACGUUGCAUUGUCUGUACGUCAACCAGAACCAACGCGUGUAAGGAUUUUCGAAGGAGGCUAUAAGUCCAAUGAGGACUAUGUGUAUGUGAGGGGCCGUGGCAGGGGAAAGUAUAUUUGUGAAGAGUGUGGUAUUCGUUGUAAGAAGCCGAGCAUGCUCAAGAAACACAUCCGAACUCACACAGAUGUGAGACCUUACGCCUGCAAGUGCUGCAAUUUUGCCUUUAAAACUAAAGGGAAUCUUACCAAGCAUAUGAAGUCAAAGUCUCAUAUGAAAAAAUGCCUCGAACUGGGAGUUUCACCCACUGCCAUUGACAGUACAGAGGAUGCAGAUGACCCCCAGAAGUCCCCAGAUAUCAGGCCAGCGGAAACACCCAAUAAACAUCAGUUCUCAGAUGUGGAGGACUCUGAUGGUGUCGACGAGGAUGGCGACGAGCCAGAAGAUGAGGAAGACGAUGAAUGCGAUGGUGAUUCUACACCAAAAACGCUGUCCAGAAGCACAAGUCCUCAGCCCUAUGCAGUCAACAAGCCAUUUUUCUCCAGCCGUGUCACUAAACCAUAUCACGACACAAGCCUCAAUCCAUCGAAGGAACAGCUCGAAAUUUCAUUUCCGGGUACUGAGGAUGAUUUCACUUAUUCAGAGCUCUGCCCACCUCAGCUGUUGUCACCUUGUUGGGACUCACCUCGCCCGAGGUACACGUGCCCUAGAGGAGACUUGUCACCCCAGGGCCAUUUGUUGUCAAGCCGUGAUUCGUCUCCCCUGAGGGCCGUUUCUCCGAGGAGAGAUCUGAGUAUCAGAGGGGAUUUCUCACCUAUUCAGCAACUCUCACUUGUAAGACCUGCAAGUUCUGACUCAAUAGGACGAGCACAGUCUCCAAUGGGUCGACAAAAAGGGGUUCUCAGGGCCGCGUCCCCACGUAGGGGCUCUUACCAGCACAGGGCCCACGUGGAUCAGGGAAGAAGUGUGAGAUUUCAGACUUCGCCCCAUAGACCAGUUUUUGGAGUACUCUCAGAUAUGGGAAUGGAUCAAGUAGAUGCUCCUCUGUACGUUCCUGUUGGCCUAUGCAGCACUAAAGAUCCAUCUACCAGCCUGCAUACAGACAUCCUCAGCCAUUUACCUUUGCACUCUCAAGGGCAGGUGCCAACACCUGUUCCAAUGAUCCCUAUCGGGGGAUUAAGGAUGCCCUCCACAUCAUCACCCGGUGCUGCUGGGGAGAGAAAUUUCCUCCCGUCAAUUCCAAAAGGGAACAUAUCAGAAAGUGCUUGCAACACCUCAGCCCCCAUCCCAGAUCCUGGAUUAGCUCACGGUGGAGAGAUGCCUCACACCAGCCUUCCCCACAAAGAUGAUAGAAAGGAAGAGAGCGUCCAGAUCUGUGCAAAAGCUAUUGCAUCCCUCCGAAUAACAUCUGAUGAUGCAACUGAUAAAACUCCUAAAAGUUGAUUUUUAAUUCACAUUUGAAAGCGAAGCUGAAUUUAAGCUUUGGCCAGGAACAUCACGCAGUAUGCAAAUGUAGAUGUAAACGCUUGGCCAACUCAUUGCAAGUGUGCAGUUCUAUUGAACAAACCUUUCUGGUGGUCAGCAACCUCAGUUCUCUACUGUACCUUUAAAUGUCUGUGCCAUGAAACUCAAUGUGUUAUUCAGGUAAUUUGCUACAAACAAUCUCUCCUUUACCGUGAUUAUUGAUUAUUCCACCUGAAAGAUACCACAGGACCAUAACAACAGAAACCGACAGCUAAUCUCUGCAAAAGAGCCUUUUUUGACAAUGCAUACUUGCGUGUCAUUAUGAAUCGUGGCCUUAAGUGUCGAAGUUUGACCGGUCAUCAGUAAGUUCCUGCAGGCAGAUGCCAUAAAUACACCAUUGUGGGGCAGAAUUGAGAUGAAAGGUAGUGUAAAAAGCUUUUUAAAUGCAAUGCAAUUCAGUUGUGUUUAGCCAGUUCAUUUAUUUAUGAACAUAAGGGUAUGUUUCACAGUCUGACCAUGCAUUUUUGGAGUUUGGUACUUUAAAAGUAAAUGGAAUCAAGUAAUGCACAGAUUAUGCACAUGAUCUUACACUAAUCACAUUUACAUGACAUAUUAUAAAUAAGAUGCGACUUUAACAGGACAUUGAAAGCAUUUUCCAGCAGGAAUUGUGAUUCCAUCGAGUAACAGAAACAUUCAUACAGAUUCAUAUGGAAAUCAUCUUCAUUGACUUCUGCUUGUGCCUUUUAAGAAUAUGUCUGCAUAUCCCCUCAAUGAGAGACGGUCAUCAGCGGUUUCUGCACUUACUAGUGGUGGUUAUUUAGUUGAGCUAAUAUAUGAGAUAUCGUGAUUGCUUUAAAGAUUGCACUUACCUGUAUGCUAAAGUUUGCAUAUUGCAUUAAGCUGUGCUAUAAUGUUGCCUUUGAUGCUGUUGUAUAUUAUCGCUGGCACCUUUUUAACUUAAUUGACUGAAACUCUUUUUUUUGUUUAAAACUUCUAGUAUUUUUCUAAAUGUAUCAUACCUCGUUUCUUUAUUUAAUCUUUAGAUUUUUCAGCGCUUAUGUAACAAAAUGCCAUUACAAGCCAUUUAUAAUAAUUUAAUGGGAUAUCAUAUUAUUAUGUAAGAAGUGGUACGUAUUAUGUAUUAAGAUGACUAUUUGAAGCACUUUUUAGCAAGCUGAUAGCCUGAAUGUCAUGUCAUCAGUAUUGGAGCUAUAUGUUGAAGAUAAGAUAUUUUAGGAUUGAGGUUUUUUGAUUGAUAUAAUCAUAUGGCACAACAUUCCAGUGUUAAGUCAAUUAUUUGUGCACACAUACAUGCGUGAUCGUACAUGCACAUACACAUAAAACUACUAUCAUGUACUGUAAUUGCUUUUGAGGAGUGUUCAGUGUUGAAGUGAGCAAAUAUGAUUGGUCUAUUUGAAGGGAUUUAUGCUUUUUUGUGUUUAUCUUGAUAUCAGAUGAAAGGGUUGUGUCUGGUGAAUAUUUGACUGUUUGAAUGUAUGAAUCGACUAUAAGUCAUAUUAAAUGUCUUUGCUAUCUCAUUUUAAACAUAUUGAUAUAUGAAGUAGCAAUCGGUGCAGAGAAGCUUGUAACACAAAGGUUGUAUAUGUUAACAUAAUGUUACAAAUGCAUAUUUUUAAGUUUAAUCAACUUUACAAGUCGUUUUAACUGUAUUGACUUGUGAUGAGUUGCUGUAACUUAUAAAAUUAAGUUGACAUAACUAAAGCAAAUUUAACUUGAUUCAACUCAUCACUUGUAAUGACUUGUUAAUCCUAGUUGAUUAAACUUAAAAAAGUGCAAAAUUAUAUUUGUUAUGAACAAUACUUGUACAGCAUCUUUUAAUCUUGGUUAUGUUACCUUUACUUAAACUUAAAUGAACAUGAACCGAGAUUAAUAAAAGUUGUGUAAGUGUUUAUUUCAGGAGACCUAUAAUGCAUAUGUUAACAAAUGAUUGAACCUGUUUGUGAAGUGUUAGCGGCGACUCAUUUCAGUUUAUAUUAUUUAUAUUAAAGUCUGAGUGUUACAAACAUUAAGAUGGUGAAGUUACUGUAGUGAAACAGACUUUAUAUGAAUGGACUUUCAUGUUUACAGUAUUAGCUUAUUAAAGACUUUGAGGUAACUUAUUUUAAAUGGAUGGUAUUUAGUAGUUGUGUUAUUUAUCUUACAGACUGGCACAUGCUUAUCGUCUAUAGAAAUUCAUGAAGAUUUCUUUCUUUCUUUGCCCAUAAAGGCAGCUGAUAUCCUUAUUUGUUUGUUUUUGAUUUACUCUGAUUAAAAGAUGUCCUUUAGAAAAUAUGAUAUUAAAGUUCUAUCUAUUGAAAA
Misgurnus anguillicaudatus (oriental weatherfish) is the source of this 9268-nucleotide messenger RNA. RefSeq names its product HIVEP zinc finger 2b (gene hivep2b). Gene Ontology annotation, biological process: regulation of transcription by RNA polymerase II. Lineage: Eukaryota; Metazoa; Chordata; Actinopteri; Cypriniformes; Cobitidae. The record is from RefSeq and is a predicted model, not a curated record. Gene Ontology annotation, molecular function: DNA-binding transcription factor activity, RNA polymerase II-specific; RNA polymerase II cis-regulatory region sequence-specific DNA binding. Gene Ontology annotation, cellular component: nucleus.